Manduca sexta (tobacco hornworm) is the source of this 9327-nucleotide messenger RNA. It is a transcript of the gene sol, whose product is annotated as calpain-D. The record is from RefSeq and is a predicted model, not a curated record. Lineage: Eukaryota; Metazoa; Arthropoda; Insecta; Lepidoptera; Sphingidae. Gene Ontology annotation, cellular component: cytoplasm. The transcript has 21 exons. Gene Ontology annotation, biological process: proteolysis. The coding region runs from base 257 to 4675 and encodes 1472 amino acids. Gene Ontology annotation, molecular function: calcium-dependent cysteine-type endopeptidase activity.
AUCAGUUUGUUUAUAAUUUUCAAUUUACUAUUACUAUUUGUUUUGUAAUCAAAAGAACAUUUGAGAGCUGUAAAGUAAUCGUGUUACUGAUAUUCUUUGAAACCGACAGCACAAUAUCUGGCAGCGUCACACCCCUAUACAAAAAAGUUAUAUACAAACAACAUGGUGGAUCAGCUGUUUUCGUUUUUCUCAAAUCGUAAAUUGUUUUUAUAAAAACGACGCAUUGUUAUGGUUUAAUAGCCAUGUGUGAAUUAAAAUGGGCUCCAUCGCAUCUGUGCUGCAAUGGCAUUGUCAAACGUGCGGCCAAAUCAACCCCACAGAGAGUGUGAAGUGCUUAAAAUGUGGUACAAAGAGAGUAUCAAGUCAUGACAGCGGUUUAUCAAGGGAUAACUGCAGGGAUUCUUCAUCGGAAUACACCACGAGAACAGGAAAAAGCGAAGGCACCACCCCAGGUUCUGAGGCGAUCUUCAUCCCUUCCGAAAACCAAUUCAAUAGCGGAUGGUCGUGCGUGGGCUCGGCGCCCGAGGCGUCGCGCGCGUGGCGGUGCGCGUGCGGGCUGCGCAACGUGUCCGCCGCGUGGCGCUGCGCCGCGUGUGACGCCCUCGCGCAUCACGCGCCCGUGUACAGGUUAUCGGAUGAUGAAGAUCAACCUUCAGGGAUGACGGAAAAGGAUAAUCCUGCACAAGACACUAUGAUACGGUCCAACACCCUGGCUGUCCCAUCAUAUAAACCCAGAUCGAAUUACUCGGACGGAAGACGUCUGAAUCUAGAUUUACAGUCACUAAGACUGUCCCCCACCCAGCUGACCGAUCAGGCGCACGGCGUGACCAGAUCACUGUCGCAUGGCUCCGUCAUCAACUCCCAGCAGAAGUGGUGGAAUGUGGAGGAGACCAGGGGCACCAUCAAUAGGCCCACUAGUUUGAUGGUGUCGGAGAGGUACUGCAACACAACGCAGUACAAUCCUCGGGAGUCGUUCCUCAGGAGUCUCCACACUGUCACGCGAAGACCAAAGAAAUGCAAUGAAAGCAAAUCCAACUGGGAGCUGAACUAUGUGAAGGAAUACCAGAGAGAGCAGAGCAAGGCCCUGCACCUGAAGAAAUGGGCGUGCAGUAAAUGCACCCUGGAGAAUUCAGGCAUCAGGACGCACUGUGAAGCGUGUCUGUCGCCCAGAGUGUCGCCAUUAUCGCGGAUCCCUAAUGCACGGGGCCUGAGCGUGACCACUUUGGGCCGGCACGAGACCCUAGGCAGGGAGGGGGCCACGUCCCUACCGUCGUCUGGUGGGGUUAUGAUCACAGUUCCUGAUUGGCCUCAGACCGGCACCGCGUUAGGAUCGUCUUUCCGACGGUCCGUCAGCGCGCAGAACUCUCCAGAAAUUCGGCCGACCUACCGCCGCUCGUUCUCAGAGCAGACCAACGCUGAGAGACCGGUGGGAAAGGUCAUAUCCAGUAGACGAAGUUUGAAUGAUUACCAAAAGUCUCUGGCCAGCUACUGCGGAAGUCUGCCGAAGACUGAAAACAGGAAGGAAUUGGCCGAGAAGAAAAUCGACGAGAACAGUGUUGAGUUGAUGGACAAAGAGUGUAGUUGGGACACGAACGCUGAGGGAGUGAUAUACGCGCUACCCAACAAGGGCAAGUACAAGGAUUUGAACCUGCAACUGCAGGUGAACAAUAACGGGACGCGGUACUCGUACGUGUCAGUCCAGGACACGAAGACGGUCAUGAGCAACUCUCAGAAUGAAGUGUUGUACUCAAACGACAUUGGGGACGGUGAUUACGCGAGAAUUGAUGAGUUGCUAGGAGCUGAGAACUGCAUAUCGCCGGUGAGUGAGGGUGUGGGGAACCUGCGCACCUCGCACAUCGGCCCCUCGGUGUCCAAGGAUGUGGGUGCCAAGCCCGCCAACCCGCUCGCCGGCAAAGUGUCGCAGAACCCACGAGAGAUGCCUAAAGUGCCUUCAACGCAACAACAAGCCGCCCGCGAGAGUCGCAUGUGGCAGUGCGGCGAGUGCUGGUUCGCGUACAACGCGUGGUGGUCGCGCGUGUGCGACGUGUGUCGCAGCGCACGCCCGCCGCACGCCGUCACACUCGCCGACAGCUCAAAACCGGGGAACCCUUCGGAAGCUGGCAGUUCUAAGCCAGCUGACCCUCCGAAGAAACUCACCGUGCCCAUAGCCUCCCUGGACCAUGACCUGAAUAGCGAUGAAUUGCUGUUUGCUGUUGAGUCUGACAGUCGCAGCGGUGGCAGCGGCAGCUCCAGCGGCGGCGCCGGCAGCGGCAGUGCUGCUGGUGCUGGCGGCGGAGCGGCGCUGCCGACAUGGUCAUGUGGUCGCUGCACGCUGCUCAACGAGCCUGACGCCAGCGCAUGCGCCGCCUGCGCCGCCUCCAGGCCGCAGCCGCAUGACUACUGGUCGUGCAGUUCGUGCACGUUGCGUAACCCGCUGUCGGCGAGCUUGUGCCUCGCGUGCAAGACUCCGCCCGUGCCCAAGCACGGACUCACCGCGCCCACGGACAAUCACGGAUCGAGUGGUCGCAGUCCGUCUCCGCGCAGGAGCAACCGCCACACGCCGGCGCUGCCGCGGCGCGGCUCGCGACACAAAACACCGCCGCCUGAACCUAAGAGUGAGUCUGGCGAGUGGUCGUGUUCGGAGUGCACGUUCGCGAACCGCGGCGCCGCGCUGUGCUGCGACAUGUGCCAGUCGCCGCGGGCUCGCCUGCUGCCCGCCCACCAACACGACGACGAGCCGGAGGGGCCGGAGGGCGAGCGGCAGGAGGGCGCGCCGAUGGAGGUCCUGCGGCUCGGCGAGGAGACGCACGCCUGGACGCAGUGGCAGGAGGUGCUGGCGCAGUGUGCCGCCACGGGCGAGCCGUAUGUGGACUCGUCGUUCCCCGCGACGUGUAAGUCGCUGUACUACAGCGGCUCCGGCGAGGGCGCGGCGGCGCGCUGGCUGCGGCCCCACCAGAUACACCUCGAGCCCGACCACCGCCUGCCCUGGCUCGUGUUCCGCGACCCCAGGCCCUCGGACAUCUCGCAAGGCGUGCUGGGCAACUGCUGGCUGCUGUCGGCGCUGGCGGUGCUGGCGGAGCGCUCGGCGCUGGUGCGCGGCGUGGUGCUGCGCGCCGACCCGCGCCUCGGCGCCUACCAGCUGCGCCUCUGCAAGGACGGCCGCUGGCUCACCGUCACGCUCGACGACCUGCUGCCCGCCAACAAGAAGGGCCACCUCGUCUACUCGCAGGCGAAGAGAAAACAAUUAUGGGUGCCGCUAAUAGAGAAGGCUGUCGCCAAACUGCACGGGUGCUACGAGGCGCUCGUCUCUGGCCGGGCUAUUGAAGGUCUGUGCACGCUGACGGGCGCGCCGUGCGAGUCGGUGUCGCUGCAGGCGGGGGGUGCAGGUGGUGCAGGGGGCGGCGCCCCGCUGGAGCCGCUGGACCGCGACCUGGUGUGGGCGCAGCUGCUGUCCUCGCGCCAGGCCUGCUUCCUCAUGGGCGCCAGCUGCGGCGGCGGCAACAUGAAGGUGGACGAAGAGGAGUACCAGCGCCUGGGCCUGCGUCCGCGGCACGCGUACUCUGUGCUGGAUGUGGUGGAGAUCCCGUGCAGCAGCGCGAGCGGCGGCGGAGCCCCGACGCGCCUGCUGCGCCUGCGCAACCCGUGGGGGCACUACACGUGGCGCGGCGCGUGGGCGCAUGCGUGUCCGCGCUGGAGCGAGGAGUCGCGCCGCGCUGUGCGGGCGCAGGUGGGCUGCUCCGACGCCGACAGGGACCAGGGCGUCUUCUGGAUCAGCUUCGAGGACGUGCUCAAGUACUUCGACUGCAUCGACAUCUGCAAGGUGCGCGGCGGCUGGCAGGAGGUGCGGCUCGGCGGCGUGCUGCCGCCCCUCGCCUCCGCCAGACACCUCACCUGUCUGCUGCUGCAGGCCGCGCAGCCCACCGAGGUCGACUUCACGCUCUUCCAGGAGGGACAGAGGAACUCAGCGAAAAGCCAACGUUCCCAGCUGGACCUGUGUGUGGUGGUGUUCCGGACCAAGUCGGGGCCCACGGCGCAGGUCGGCAAGCUCGUGGCGCAUAGCAAGAGACAGGUGCGAGGGUUUGUCGGCUGCCACAAAAUGCUUGAAAAAGGCUUCUACCUGGUCGUGUGUCUGGCAUUCAACCACUGGCAUACUGGCCUGGAGCUGGCAGACAGCUCGGCGUGGCCGCGACACGUGCUGGCAGCUCACUCCUCCAAGCCCCUGUCAGUGGAGCGACCACCGCUGCACCCCCACAUCCUGGCGGACGCCAUCAUCGGCCUCACCCUGGCUAGGGGGCAGCGACAUGAGGGACGCCAAGGGAUGACUGCAUACUACUUGACUAAGGGUUGGGCGGGGCUGGUGGUUAUGGUGGAGAAUCGUCACACGGACAAGUGGAUCCAUGUGAAGUGCGACUGCCAGGAGAGCUACAACGUAGUGUCCACGCGCGGGGAGCUCAAGACUAUCGACUCGGUGCCGCCAUUGCACAGACAAGUGAUCAUCGUGCUGACGCAGCUGGAGGGCUCGGGCGGGUUCAGCAUCGCGCACCGCCUCACGCACCGCCUCGCCGCCGGCGCGCGCCUGCAGGACUGGGCGCCCGCCGCCGACGCGCAGCCGCGCCACCGCCCGCCGCUCGCGCCGCGCCUCGCCGGCCUGCACGCGCCGCGCCUCAUCACAUAGCGCCAGCACCUGCACCACCACCACCACCACCACCAACACCAACCAGACUGCUCACUCACACUCAGCGCUCAUACGAGAUAAGUUCUAACUGUGUUACCUUCUGUGUGUCUGCGCUUUUGUAAUACGUAAUUAUACAGCACUGCCAGCGUGCCACUCAAUAUUAAAUCACUCAAUUGAUAGCAUUAAACAAUUAUUGUAUCGUAAAAGGUUAUCAACACUACCGAACUGAUUGCUAGACUUGUUUCGAGAUUAAUCGAGUAUGCAUGGUCUGAAAACAUAAUUCUAUCCAAAAAUACACCGUGCCCGAAUAUAUUUCGACAAUCACACUGCCUAUAAGACCUGCUUCGGUGCUCCUAUAUCGGGCUGUCAGCUACAUACCCUAUGUCGAAAUUAUAAAUGCUUGUUACCCAAUGUGCUUUUCAAUGAUUUGUAUUAUCUAUUUGCAACCAGUGCUCACAAUGUUCAUGGACUCAAAUGAUCAACUAUUAUAAUAAAUUAAACUCACAUUUAAAUCUGUUUCUUAGUUCAAACUUCAUCCGAUUUUCUAUGCACGGUUUUGAGCUAAAAAUUUAUACGAAAUAUUCGAUACUUUUUAAGGCAUUUAUUCCAAACAUAGCAACAAUAAAUUCUACAUCAUUUGAAAUCAUAUUUCUCUACAUCAAGUCUAGAGUACAUUUAUAUUCCCGGCAGCUCUGUCUAGUCACAUUUAUAAGUCUAUGUACACUGCCCUUCCCCACCGAUAGAGGAAAAACUAAAUCGAUUUCCACGCAGCAUAUUUACUCGUCAGUCUAUAACUUCUAGUCGAUUUUAAUUUAAACUUUUUACGUAUGUGUUCCUCCUAACUUUUAAUACUAUUUUUUACUUCUGUAACGUUAUCUUAUACCUUCAAAAUGAUCACUCUGGUUUAUGUUUACAUUAUAAUAAGACAGUACAAUUUAAAAACUGUCUAAUAAAAGAGGGAAAUAAUAAUUUAUGAAUACGCAAAAAUCACAAUAAUAUUCUAAUAAUGCUUGUCAUUGAGUUGAAAAUUGUCAUACAAUACACCCAAAGAUAACUAGCGUAACUUAAAAAUUUGCAAAAAAAAUCUACUAAUACAAAAAAAUAAAAAAAAAUAUUACAAAUCACAAGAAUUCGAACUAACGUCCUUAACGUAAGAUCUCGGCUCCAGAGCCUCGUGUCAUGCACAAAACUAAAUGUUAUUGAUAACCCAGUCAGUUAAGAGUUAACUUGUUUAUUGUAAGUUAAGUAAGGUUUCUGAGAACUGCGCGUAGUGUAGACUCGGCCGGGUGUAGCCCGGUCAGCUGAUAACACAAAUAAGUAGGUGAUAAUAUUUUUUCUACUACACAAACUAGUGUAAUCGUUGUCGGCCGGUGGUCGAGUGGUGGACCUCGUUCCCAGCCCACUCGGCCGCUCGCUGGUAUCUUUGCCGUGAGAAAAGCACCGAGUGUUAUUUUUGACAGAAUCUUAGCAUGUAAGCCACUUUAGAUGUAUCUUUGGCCGUUUUUACUCACCAUAGUUAACUAGACUCCUAAAGGGAACACAUUUAAACACGAUGCGACUUCGCCCUGUUUUGGAGUUGCGUCGUCGCAUCAUUGUGUUCUUAAUUAGGGGUCCCUUUAAGUCAAUGUAGGGUCGAAACGGACAUUCGCGUAGUUAUAACUAAGUCAUUGUAUAAACACAGUCGUAUCAUGUUUUUUUAAAACAUCUCAUCACAGUAGUUCAUUUUGUGUAGUGAAGUAUAUAACGUAGUGCGUGUGCAAUUUAAUGGGCGUAAUUAAUGUUAUAUCAUUUGUAAUCAAAAUUUGAAAUAUUAACAUGACUGAAACAUCUUUCCGUCUUUAAAAAUCGAAUAAUAACGUUUUUAUUUCAAAACGUUUGCCACGAAUGUUUUUAAGGAUGUGAUUGGGACGUGAAAAUAUUGUUUUUUUUUUUUAACUUGUAUAUAUUCGCUUGGUAGGUUUAGUAAUUAAUGUUUCAUGUUAUUUAAUUAUAUAUAGUUAAUUUGCAAUAAUUUAAAAAGACAUUUUACAUUUCCACGAAAUUUUGGGUUAGGUGUUUUAUUAACUGAAGACAACAUUUGAAGAAAAUUAUUUAAGAAAAUUAAAUUCAUAGAUUUAAAUACAGCAUAAUAGAAAAUUGGCGAAUAAAUAGUGCUUUAACGGUUUGUUUCUUUGGUUCGUAAUAAUAUUAAUAAUAAAAUUAAAAAAUAAGCUGUGAUCAUACUCGCGAGACGUAAUUGUAGCAACACAAUAUUAUAAAGAGGAGAGGUAAGAAUUAAUAAUCACAGACAGCUUUCAAUACCAAAAACAAGUUAUUAUGUUUUGAAACGUUUUUAUACAUAAAAUAUUACGUACGGACAGCCUUAAAAAUAGAUGAAUAAAUUAAAAAUUUCAAAUCGCGUUUAAACUCUUAUAUACGUAUCAACAAUAGUUUUUGAAUGUGUUUAGCCAUUUUCGUGACUGACUGUACAUUUGUAAUAUUAAACAAUUUACAUCUCGCUAGUGUAAAAUCGGCUUUAAUGUUUAAAAAAUACGUUCCAUUCCAAUAAUACUCGUUUUAAUGAAAUUGUUUAUUCGAUAACGAUUCUUGCCAUUGCAUUGCUUUACAACGAUUUAUUUAGCGGUAGGUAUAGCUAGUUGUUUUGGAGUAAUUAUUUGUAAUGGCGGUAUUUUAAUAUUUCUUUUAUUAAGUAUAUUUUGUUUGAUGAAUUUAAUUCAUAUUGUUUUGAUUAUAUGGGACAUAUUCGUCGAAAAACAUGAUGAAAUCAUUCUAUGAAUGCCCACAGUCGUGGAGGAUCGCGAUGUUUAACGCGCUCCGAGAUGUUAUAUUGAAAGGGGUUUUAAUCUUGAGGUGCAAUGCAAACAGUACAUAUCUCUGCAGAUAUUGGCUGUAACAAACGACUUAAGUUAGCAAAACCACAAACCUAUACGACUUUCGGACAAUUUCAGUUUUAAUAAAAAAAAAUAGUCCCAAAAUGAUUUUCUCAAAAAUAAAUAAGUUUGAAAUUAUACAAAACUUAUUAAGAAAACUCUAGUAUUAUAUAUGUUUUGUUUUCUUUAAGCAUGAUCUGUAAAAUAUCAUCGUAGCGCAUUAAACACUCGUAAAUGAAUUAAACAUUUGUAAGUCUCGAAAAUAAUGUGACAAAGUGAUGAAAUUGAAUGCUCAUUAUUAUUAAAAUGGCCUACACGACCCAUGUGCAAUAUCUCAUUUUGUUUAAGUAUUACGGACACGCAUGUGCAUAAUUAUAAUCAUGGUAUAUUUAGUGUUAGUGUUAGAGCGUGUGAAGGUGGGAGUCUGCUGGACCUGCUUUCGAAUGGUCUGGUUGUUAGGAGAGUUGGUGGCGGAUUUACUGUUAACUUUUUUUUUGUUUGAAAUACAUAUGAUAUUUGAAUAGUGAUGUAGAGGUUAUGUGAUAAAGGUUCACUACAAGUUUAAAUAAAAAAUAUGUUGACAUUUGGACACAAUUUGAUUAAAUUUUUAUAUUAUUUAUAGUCAUUAAAAACAAACCUUCUGUGGUAUUACAUUAACUUUUUCCAUAUAUGUAUUCAAAAAUUGUUGUCAUUAGAGAUAGCAAUAAAUCCGCCAUCGACAAUUUUAUAUUAUGUUCGAUUUUGUCUAGUUCAAAUGUGACGUAUAAACAGUUUUUAUGAAUCUCAUGUACAAUAGUUGUGUGGUUUAUACUCCGCGGACUUGUCGCACACAAUGUAACAAUAAAGAAGUUUUUAAAUAGUCAAAAUGUAGUUCAUAAAACUAUCGAUAAGUUUGUACACCGAUUUUACCCAAAUUUUUGGAGCAAUAUGAUUUUCUCAUUGUAUCUAGUUUAAGGACAUGUUUCGUGCCAUCGUUUGAUAUUCAUUUUGUAUGUGCGCGUUUACGGAUGAUAAUUUUGAUGACAAACUUUAAUAUGAUUAAGAAUGUGGGCAGUUGAGUCUGUAAAUUGCGUAAAAAAGUUUUUUAAACCAAAGAUUUAAUAAGGAAUCCAAUGUAUUUAGAAUGUGGCAAAAAAACAUGUCUCCGUGUCGUUUUAUUGGUUGAUUAAGAGACUAACACGUGACUAAAGCAUUGGGCUCUCGACCAAUCGCCUUUUUUGGAGACAUUUUAAAGGGCUGGUCUUUUAAACCUUAUAAUAAAAUGUUUUCAGAGUUUUCGGAUGUUGUAAUAUUACUGAGGGUAAUUUAAAAUGUUGCACUUUUGCCUUAAAAAAACGUGUCCACUCAACUGCCUUAAGACUAUCCCAAACCAAGCAGUUUCAUUAACUGCUUGUUAAAUUUCCAUCCGUAACCGCGUAACGUAUAUUUUGAGAGUUAAAUAUAAAGGCUGGCAUCGACUAGACAGAAUCGAAGCGCGCCGAAUCGAAUCGCAUAUAUUCCAUAGCGUGGUUUGUCUCGGUGCUACAAAGCAUUCCUAAUGAAGCAACAUAUUUAUAGCAGCGAAUGAAAGCCAUUCGACUCGGCACGCCUAGUCGACGUUAGCCACAAUGGUGCACGGACUUGCACCGUUUGUAUGUACUCGGCCCGAGUGGGCGCGCGUUUCUUCGUUUACAUUUAGCGACGUUUUGUAGCAUAAAGACGCUUAUUUUACGAGUUAGCGGACGUCGAUGCAUGUUAAACUAUUUAUGGUAACGAUAAGGAAAUAAAAUUAUUUAAAUUUGA